This is a messenger RNA of Phycodurus eques (leafy seadragon), 2075 nucleotides long. It is a transcript of the gene fnta, whose product is annotated as farnesyltransferase, CAAX box, alpha. Bases 673 to 1779 code for a protein of 368 amino acids. Gene Ontology annotation, biological process: protein farnesylation; protein geranylgeranylation. Gene Ontology annotation, cellular component: protein farnesyltransferase complex; CAAX-protein geranylgeranyltransferase complex; cytoplasm. The transcript has 9 exons. Gene Ontology annotation, molecular function: protein farnesyltransferase activity; CAAX-protein geranylgeranyltransferase activity. NCBI's taxonomy places the organism in Eukaryota, Metazoa, Chordata, Actinopteri, Syngnathiformes, Syngnathidae. The record is from RefSeq and is a predicted model, not a curated record.
GGAUAGGCUCCAACGCGCAUGCGCCCCAAGUGAGGAGAAGGGGUACAGAAAAUGGAUGGAUAUUUCACAACACUCGCACUAUACAACCGGACACAAGAUUGAUGCAACAGCACGUGAUAUUCUAAGCGUCAUUGUUUUUGCUCUCCCCAAAUGUUUGCCUUAGAAUGUGAAUAUACUGUUUAGAUAAUAUAGUGUGCAGUUCGUGCCAUUCCUGUGCAUACACAUGGUUAAUUGGUUUAACACUGUAACGUAAAAUAAAUGUAAUACCGGGACAGGACGAAAAAGUUUCCUGUACGCAUAAUUUAAGAUUGACACUGUCAUGGGAAAUGUAUUCCGUAGUGCAGAUAAAUACUGUAAUGUAAAUUAAUCACAAGGACAGAACUGCAUCGUGGGGGGGGGGGGGGGGGGUUGAAAUCCUGUACGUACGCUGUACGUAUUUGAGUAACACUAACGAAAUAUGUAAUUAAUGUUAGAACAAAACGAAAUAAUCAUUGGGGUGUGCAAUUCCUGUAUAUACAAAUAAUUAUAUGGAUACUGAAACGUGCUGCAGACUAUCCGUAUGUUUUCUGCUGUAGCACAAUGUCCCGCUGAACUCAAAUGCGUCUUCCCGUCCAACCGGAAGUCGCGUUGCCGCCUUUCCUUCCCUGACCCAACUCAUUUAGCACGUUAGCAAUGUCGGGCAUUGAAGAGAUUUCCAACGAUUCUGUGACAUUUAAAGAAGACAACGAGUUUAACGUGGAGGCGGGGGACCGCAUGGACGAUGACUUUGUCAUUCAGCGAUAUAUUUUUUACAGAGACAGGAAGGAGUGGGCUGACUUGGAGCCUGUUCCUCAAGAUGAUGGACCGAACCCUGUUGUCAAGAUUGCUUAUUCAGAGAAGUUCUCUGAUGUCUUUGACUAUUUCCGUGCCCUGCUGAAGAAUGACGAAAAGAGCGAACGAGCUUUCGCCUUGACAGCAGAUGCUAUUGAGCUGAACGCAGCAAAUUACACCGUGUGGCACUACAGGCGGGUUUUACUACAAGCGUUGUCGAAGGACCUAAGGGACGAAAUGAGGUACAUUACGGCCAUCAUUGAGGACCAACCGAAAAACUACCAAGUCUGGCAUCACAGACGUAUAGUAGUCGAGUGGUUGAACGAUCCCUCAGAGGAGCUGGAGUUCAUUGCAGACGUCCUCAGCCAAGACGCAAAGAACUACCACGCCUGGCAGCACAGGCAGUGGGUCAUCCAGGAGUACAAACUGUGGGACGAUGAGCUGGAAUUUGUUGAGAAUCUCUUGGAUGAAGAUGUGAGGAAUAAUUCUGCGUGGAACCAGAGGCAUUUUGUCAUCUCACACACCGCAGGCUUCUCGGAUCAAGCCGUACUCGAGCGAGAGAUUGCAUACUGUCUGACCCAAAUCAGAAAGGCCCCCCACAACGAAAGCGUGUGGAACUAUUUGAAAGGGAUAUUUCAGCACCGAGGUUUAUCGGCUCAACCUGGCCUGCUGGAGAAAGUCCUAGCGCUGAAGGAGAGCCAUUGUUCCUCUUACCUUCUCGCAUUUCUCUUCGAUUGCUACGAGGAUGCGUUGGAGAACAACAGUCGAAAGGGACGAGCAGAGGAAGACCGGCUGGACAUUUUAAAAAGAGCUCUGGAAAUUUGUGAACUUUUAGCCCAGGAGAAGGACAGCAUCCGCAAGGAGUAUUGGCUCUUUUUAGGACGUUCCCUGAACAACAAAUACGGGUCGAGCGGGCCAGCCGACGCCGAGCCGCCAUCCGCGCCGGCCCAGCAGCAGGAAAUGAACUAGUUGCACAAGUCCCAAUCCACUCGUUUUGUUUUCUUAUUACUGCACUUUGCUAUUGUGUGUAUUGCAGCUGUUGUUGUUUCCCCCCCCCCCCCACAUACCCUCUACGGUGCAUCACAGAGGAAACAGAAUAAGAAAUAUGGAUUAUAUAUACAGCAAUUCUGCGGAAAGUCCUUCCUUCAAAACCAUCCGUCCACCGGUUGCCCAUACCGCUUCGGGCUUCAUUCAUUCAUUUAGGCUGUUGUUUAAAUUCUGUUCUAGUGACUCAUCACUUAAGUCCUUCGCCUGUUACUCCUUUC